Arabis nemorensis is the source of this 267-nucleotide messenger RNA. The record is from the annotation of a GenBank genome assembly. Lineage: Eukaryota; Viridiplantae; Streptophyta; Magnoliopsida; Brassicales; Brassicaceae.
AUGGGCCAGGUUUACGAAUUGGUAGGACUAACCGAACUCUAUUACGCGGGUAGUCACGGGAUGGACAUAAUGACUCCUGUAAAUCUAAAUGGGUCCCCUGAAGACCCUAAUUGUAUAAAAUCUACUGACCAACAGAUCUCUGUGGUCUGCCACGUCAACAACGAUAAACGAUGUCUCCUCCGACUUGUCCACCAGAGCGUUGAUACUCCACCAACCAAUACAUUGUUGUUUGUUGUUAUUUUCAUCCUCGACAACGACGAUGAGUGA